Babesia ovata is the source of this 384-nucleotide messenger RNA. Its product is annotated as phosphopantothenate-cysteine ligase 2-like protein, putative. NCBI's taxonomy places the organism in Eukaryota, Apicomplexa, Aconoidasida, Piroplasmida, Babesiidae. The record is from RefSeq and is a predicted model, not a curated record. The transcript has 4 exons. The coding region runs from base 1 to 384 and encodes 127 amino acids.
AUGGCGAUACCAGCGCAUUGUUUGCGCGACUUUAUCGCACGUGUUGGAGGCGAAAACAGGCUCGCGGUGGUCACUUCCGGCGGCACGUGUGUGCCGCUCGACCGUUGCGGGGUCAGGUUUAUGGACAACUUCUCGACAGGGCGCAGAGGGUCAUGCAUCGCCGAGGAGCUGCUGCGACAGAAUUACCAUGUAGUGUUUGUCUACAGAGAGGGUACCUGCAGACCAUUCCUAAGGGAUGCUGUCGGAUGGGGCGACCACCUGGCGCUGGUGGAUGGGAUGGAACUUUCGGACGAUGGCUCCAUCAGAUUCGUACCGCCGGAAUCAAAGCAGGAGUCAGUACGCAACGCCAUAGCAAACUAUCGCAAGGUAACUUUAAAGGAAUGA